Messenger RNA from Lolium perenne, 1257 nucleotides. RefSeq names its product peroxidase 2-like. NCBI's taxonomy places the organism in Eukaryota, Viridiplantae, Streptophyta, Magnoliopsida, Poales, Poaceae. Gene Ontology annotation, molecular function: heme binding; peroxidase activity. The record is from RefSeq and is a predicted model, not a curated record. Gene Ontology annotation, biological process: response to oxidative stress; hydrogen peroxide catabolic process.
UUCCCUCACAUCUCAUAUCCAUCUCUCUCCGAUAUACAUUUCUUUCCUUCUUCUUUUUCUUGCAGCUAGCUUGCUUGCUGGUGUCGGCUAGCAUUUCUCUCUGUGAACAUGGCCGUUUCUUGUACCUUGUCGUCAGCUGCUCGCUGCAGCCUCUUGCUCAUAGCAGCACUGACUCUAGUGCUGAGCCAUGGCGCUCACGCUUAUGGUGGUUCCCGCGCCGGGUUGAGCUCGUCUUUCUACGACAACUCAUGCCCCGAUACACGGAACAUUGUCAAGCGAGUCAUCCAAGACGCCCGGGUAACCGACGCACGCAUCCUGGCCAGCCUCAUCCGCCUACACUUCCACGACUGCUUCGUCAAUGGUUGUGAUGGCUCGCUACUACUCGAUGACGACGUCUACUUGGGGAUAGUGAGCGAGAAGAAAGCCCCUGGCAAUGACCAGUCAGCGCGCGGGUUCAAGGUGGUCGACAACAUCAAGCGCGCGUUAGAGAAAGCUUGCCCUGGCAUUGUUUCAUGUGCCGACAUCCUCACCCUUGCUGCCGAGAUCUCUGUCGAACUAGCUGGAGGGCCGUCCUGGAGCGUGCCUCUAGGGCGCCGUGAUGGCACCAAGACCAACAUCAAGAGCGCCACCGAUCUCCCGAGCCCGUUCGACCCUCUGGAUAUCCUUCUAGAGAAAUUCAAAAACAUGGGUCUCGACGACACUGACCUCGUCGCCCUCCAGGGAGCCCACACCUUUGGGCGGACACAGUGUCAAUUCACGCAGCAGGAGUGCACGGUCGGGCAAGAUGAGGGGACGCUGGUGAACCUUGAUGCGGCUACUCCCAACGUGUUUGACAACAAGUACUACGGCAACCUCCUGCGGGGGCAUGCCCCCCUCCUGUCUGACCAGGUUAUGAUGUCCGACCCCAGAGCGGCAGCGACCACCGCGCCGAUUGUUCGCCGGUUCUCUAGCAGCCAGAAGGACUUCUUCAAGAACUUUGCAGCCUCCAUGAUCAAAAUGGGAAACAUAAGCCCGCUGACCGGAAGAGAUGGAGAGAUUAGGAAGAACUGCCGCAGGGUGAACAAGAAACCUUAUUAAGGAACAAGAUUCAAUGCUCGUCAAUGGACAUAAAAUUUAAUUGUUUCAGUUUUACAUUUCAUCCUGCAUAAGUGUACAAAUUAUUAUUUUGAUUCAUUCUAACUAUAAAGUGUCCCUUCCCGCAUAAGCUAAAUGUAAAUAUUUCUUUCUUAGAUAAAUGUAAAGUGUUCCUUUUCUCUU